AUGCGCGAGGAGACGCUGAAUGAAAUUGCAUAUACACUGAGCGCUUCUGCCGCCGGCGCCGCGCCGGGCCACGACGUGGGCGAGGCGGACGUGGAGCGCGCGCUUUUCCGCUGGCUGGAACGCUACCGCAGGCGGCACGCCGGAGCCGCGGGCUCUGCCCCGGUGGGCGUGGCCGAGCUGCGCCGCAAGGCGCUCGCCCUGGCUCGCCGCCUGGGCGCUCCGACUGCGCUCGCCGCACAGCUCACGCGCGCCUGGGUGCGCCGCUGGCAGGCCCGCUACGGCGUCGCCGAUGCCGACGCAGACUCGCCCCCGUCCUUUCCCGAUACCGAUGCGGCCUCCAAUAUCGUCGACCGGGACGCGUGUGUCCGGCCGCCACCUCCGCCGCUCCUGUUGGACUACACCGACGAACAGGUGUACGUGGCAGUCGCGCUGGAAAUGCGAGUGGGCUCCCUGCCCGACCGAGCUCUCUGGACGUCGGGAGCGGCGGGAGACCGCGUGUGGGUUCUGGGGGCCUCUGAUCGCACGGGACGCCACCGGACGCGGUUGCUGGUGAUCGGGCGCCACUGGCGGCCGCCCUGCCUCGCGCACGUCAACAUGCUCAGCCAGCCCGUCGUCUACGCCGGCGGCGGCUCGGGGGUCCUCACGCCGGACCUGUUCGCGUGGUGGUUCCGGCGAGAGUUCUGCCCCGCCGCCUCGGCCGUUCACGGCGCGAGGGGCGCCGUCCUGGUCCCGGGCAGCGCCGUGGCCGCACUCGUGCGCGCCUCGGGCGAGCUGAGCUCGGACGACGGCAGUGUCCGCCUGCUGGCGCCCGGCGGCCCGGCCGUCGACACGGCCGCCGUAUCCGUGGAGCUGCGCGCGCGCUACGCCCAGUCGCUGCUCUACUGCAUGGCGGCGGAUGCCGGCGACGCCGAGGCAGCCGAGCACUGGCUGCGCCGCUGGACGCUGCUCGACGCGUUCCCGCUGCUGCACCGCGCCUGGCUGUCCGUGCGCGGCGACGCCUUCCAGCGCUGCUGGAUGGCGGCCGGCGCCGCACCUCCGGAGCCCGACCGCCUGCUGCUGCUGGAGCUGCAGUGGGCGGCGCACGACCGAGGACUCGAGGUCGCCGACGCGGACCUCGCCGCCUGGGCUCGAGCCGAGGACCUGGACGCGGAAGACCGCGAGCCCGAGCCGGCCGUCAAGGCGGAGCCGCCGGAUGAUGCCGAGGACGCAGGAGGGAACUUGCGGUCCGCCCCUGCGACUGCGGCGGCGCCAGCCUCGGCCCCGACGGCGGCCGAGGCGGCGAGCGCGCUGACCACGGCGCUGCGCUGGAUGGAGAGCCAGCCGCUGGAGCCGGCCAGCCUGCUGCUCGUCAAGGACGUGCUGCUCGUCGCCCGCCAGGCGAGCAAGAUGGGCCUGGCGCCGACGCACCCGGGCGCCACGCUGCCCUUCUUCUGCCAUAACGGGGAGCACCUGACGCAGCCGCCCCCGGCCCACAUGGGCAUCCCGCCGUACCAGCUGGACGGGAAGGGGGCGGGCGCCAUGGGUGAGUACUGGCGGGGGCUCGGGCUGGGCUUGGGGCUGGGACUCCGCGGGAGCGCCGCGGGGGCGCCGCCCGCCGCCUCCACCGCCGCCCCCGCCGCCCCCGCCGCCCCCGCGCCAGCGCCCGCGCCCGCUCCCGCGCAGCUCAGUCCCGGCGACUGGAAGAAGCUGGCGCCGCUCUUGGCCGCAUCAGGCCUGACGCGGCCGCCCAUGUACCCGUUCUCCACCGGCCAGUACCCCUACCCCAUGCUCAGCCCGGAAAUGUCGCAGGUCGCAGCCUCAUGGCACACGCCGAGCAUGUACCCGAUCUCAACGGCGGGCGCGGGAUUCCGAAGUCCCUACCCGACGUCUCUACCCAUCACUAGUACAAGUUUAUCUAGCGACUUCUACAGGUUCUCGCCGACGGGCCUGCUGCCGGCGCACCCCGGCCUCAGCCCCCACUCGCACCCGCAUUCGCUCGCGUCGCACCCCGCCAUCGUCACGCCGGGGCCCAAGCAGGAGCUCGCCGCCGCCGACCACAACCACCGGUCAACUGCACUGGAUCAGAAAAACUCCACCUCUUCGACAACAGAGGGCACAAAAGCACAGGAUUCAGCACAGACAAGCAACAACCAGGAUAAGAAGAAGCCACACAUUAAAAAACCCCUGAAUGCUUUCAUGCUGUACAUGAAGGAGAUGAGAGCAAAGGUUGUUGCUGAAUGUACUCUGAAAGAAAGUGCUGCCAUUAACCAAAUUCUUGGUCGAAGGUGGCACUCAUUAUCACGCGAAGAGCAAGCAAAAUACUAUGAGAAGGCGCGGCAGGAACGCCAGCUUCACAUGCAGCUUUAUCCCGGCUGGAGUGCCAGGGAUAAUUACGGAUACGGCGCAAAGAAGAAGAAGAGAAAGAAAGAACGCUCCGCUGACCCAGGAGGUAACAGCAUGAAAAAAUGCCGUGCCCGAUAUGGUCUGGAUCAGCAGAAUCAGUGGUGUAAACCUUGCAGGCGCAAGAAAAAAUGCAUCCGCUACAUGGAAUCUGGUGAGAGUGCAGACGGCAAUCAGUCGGAGGAUAAUCUCGGUAGCUGCGGGAGUGCGGGCGAAGCGCACACCCCACCCGAUGACGAUGCAGACGGUGACGGAGAGAGCUUGCCCCACUCACUGUCGAGCCCCGGCGGCCUGAGUGGGCUCUCCAGCCUGACAUCGCCGUCGAUGAUCCUGCCCAGCCCCGGCACGAGCCUGGCGAGCCCCUCGGUGAGCCUGGCCAGCCCCUGUGUCAGCCUCCAGAGCCCCCUCACCCCCCACGAUCCGUCGGGGUCCUCCGCCUAUGAGUGCAAACCUCCGGUCACGAACAGUGUGCCCCUCCCACUGCCACCCCCGUCACUCCACCACCACCACCAUCCGCCGCACCAGCACCACCCGCCGCCGGGUCCUCAGCCGCACCGGAAUCCUGUCGGGACCAAUCCUCGGGACGUUAAUAAUCCGCUGAGUGUGAAUCAGCUGACAGGUCAGUGCAUCAAGAGCGAAGGUGGCGGAACUGGGCAGGACUCUUCGUCUGCGUCAAGGCCCGUCAUCAGUGUCACGUAGCGGUGGCCGACCUCUGACCCCUCGUGAGUGGUCAGAUCGACUGUGCGGGGCCCAGGGACCGGUUCUGUGCGCGUUUAAUGUGUCGGUGGUUUUCAGGCUCUAUGUGGAUGAUUUAAUUCUGGACAGAAGUGAAAUACUCAGGACUACGUGGAAAGAAGAUUAUGCAUUACAAAACUGCAUUUGAAAAUGUAUUUCGGAUGUUUGUGUAUUAGUUUUGUUUUGGCCAAAACACUGUCACAAUUUUUUUAAUUGAAGAAUAUGUUCCUUUGUGCCAGAUAUGCUUAUUUUUAAACUGCAGGUGCAUUUCCUGUGAAUGUCUAAUGACCGUGCCGUAGAUAUUUUUACCCGUUGUCUCCUCUGCCCUUCUGUGUAUUUUUCUGUGUGGUGAAAAUUGUUUCUCACUGUCAGUUUUAUCAGUAAAAGAUACUGUUUUGUUCCCCUGACAGGUUUACAGGAAGAAUGCAUUAGCACAAUUUCAGAAUAGUUAACCUAGAUCUGAAUCAUACUAGUACUUUAAACAGCUAGUUUGUCAAUAACUUUUCACAAAGAGGUCGAAUAUCUAGUAUACAGUACAGUAGCUACUCAUUUCUGCAGCACGUUCAAUCCACACUUGAUAAAUACUACACGAAUAUAUGAGUCUGCAUUGAAAUUAUGUAACAAAUGGUUUCACAUUAUGAGUCAGAUCAGCAGUGAAAUCUCUGUGGUUACCCAUUUGAUCUCUCUCUCCUCCCCCCUCCCCUUCUGUGGUUUUGACUUUGAGAGGCAGGGGUUCAAGCUUAUACUCGUUCACAAGCGCUCCAGUUCCCACUUCAAAUAUAUGAUACAUUUUCCAUCUGUUCCCGUAAUAAACUGAUGAUUAUGGUGUAAGUAUAUACUGCCACUAAGUGUUGGGUGGUUUUACAGUCCAUUUAUUACACCAGUUCUGAAAUACAUCAGUGCUUCUAAAUUUGUGAAUGCUAUACCAAAGUGUGAAUCUUAGAUAAAUCUAGUCUAUUUUGCUACACUGUACAGGAAGGAAAAAAAUCUUAACACUGGCAGUGGAAAAAUAUGGGCAUUUGUUCCCAGAACCAGAACUGUGGUAGGCCAUACUUUGAUUUUGUCAGUAAUAUAUACCUACAGAAUGUAAACUUGUUUCAUCGAGAUAGAUUUGACAUGUGGAAGUUUAACAUUUAGUUUGCAUGACGUAUUUGUAGUAUUACAUUGGGCAUAUUUACAGAACUGUGUAAAUCAUAUAUUUUUCACAUCUAAGUAACGACCCCUGCCUGAUCAGAAUACCUUCAGCACUCCUUGCUUGAUUCAUUUAUGUGCCGAUACCAGGAACAAGUGACUGGUCAACUGUAAAUGCUUUUUCUUGUCUAGAGCAUUUGCUGUUUACCAAAAAUUUCACUUAAGAUUGCUCAUAACUAGUAUUUUAGAUAUUACAUUUUUUUAAAAGCCAUAUUGUGUUUUAUAGAAGUCUCCUUAAAGUUUUAUGCCAUGGAGAUAUUAUGUGCCAUUUCCUGAAACUGAUUUUUCCUAAUAAGUGAUUUCUGUUAUUAGUAUUGUUAUUUUUUAUAUGUGGUGUAUUAUGUAUUUAAAAAUGUGACACGAAACUGUUUGUUCGACACUACAGGAUGCCUGUAUGACUGAGAAUUGAGUGAGGAACAGCUCCCUCUUGUAUGUCUUGUCAUUGUCUGACAUUCUUAGAAGCUCUACAACAGGGUCACAACACAGCUUCACAGUGUUAUUACAUACUGUUAGUUGAAAAGAAAUAUGCAUUCUCUAAGAUACUGAUUCAUGAGAAAAGCCUACAGUGACAAAAUGCUAAAUUAUAUAUGCAUGGUCAUUAAGAUUAACUUGUGAUAUAAGAAUAAUCUCUCUUCUGUUAAAUAGGCAAUUCAGGAUCUUCUGAUAAAUUAUUUAAGCACAUCCUUUUUAUUCCAUCUGGUACUGUAAAUAAAAUGGUUGGAAUAGGAGGACAUGCAUAUCUUCCUAUAAGCUGGGCGAGUGCAAUGGAAAUUGAAGAUGUGGUUUUGAUGUUUUGUUAAUUUGUCAGCUGAAGGUGUUAAAUACAAAUAAAAAUUGUGGAAACAGUCACAGAAUAUCAGAAAGCAGCAGUUUAAUAGUAAAUGUGAUAUAUAUUUGUUGUAUUGGCUUUGCAGUCAGUGUAUUGUAUCCAUGAUUCAUUUCAUUUUUAUUCAGAUAAAAAAUUAUUCUCUCUUGUGUGAAAUCCAUUAAAUAUGGAGAUUCAGUACAUAAUUUAAUGUACAAAUUAUGGAAGUUUUUGAAUUGGUUUGAAAAAUUUAUUCUACAGUUAUUCACAUUUUUAACUAUGUUCAAUUUUGUUAUUUGUUGUUAUGUACUGGUGUUCCUAUAACAGCAUCACUUCCCUGUUCUCUUAUUGUAGAUUGGCUGUAAUUUAAGAUGUUAAAGUUUAUGUAACAGUAAUAGAGAAUGAUUUCAUAUAUUUAUGUGCAAAAAAUAAUUAAAGAGAGAUCCUGAUUUGUAUGCCAUUGAUUUGUGGCAUUAUGUACAGAUGUUGUUUUAUAAAAGAAAGAUUUUUUGUAAUAUGAAAAUGUGAAGAUAUUGUGUAUGUAGUCUGUUAAAGAAUGAGGAUUUUUAAACCUUGUAAUAAAUGUAAUCAUCAUUUACCUUCUA
Messenger RNA from Schistocerca piceifrons (Central American locust), 5715 nucleotides. RefSeq lists its product as uncharacterized. Lineage: Eukaryota; Metazoa; Arthropoda; Insecta; Orthoptera; Acrididae. The transcript is spliced from 12 exons. Bases 1 to 3078 code for a protein of 1025 amino acids. Gene Ontology annotation, molecular function: DNA-binding transcription factor activity, RNA polymerase II-specific; RNA polymerase II cis-regulatory region sequence-specific DNA binding. Gene Ontology annotation, biological process: regulation of transcription by RNA polymerase II; canonical Wnt signaling pathway. The record is from RefSeq and is a predicted model, not a curated record. Gene Ontology annotation, cellular component: beta-catenin-TCF complex.